GGUGCACUGCACACACAUCACUAUCAACGGAAUUCAUUUUAGCAAACAUCUCUCUGGGAUUCCGAGCAUAGAAGGCAAGUUUAUCGUCCCCAAAACAACCCGGAUACCUUGGCAAGUGCGUGUUCACUGUUUCGAGAGAAGUCGGUGCUGCCUCUGGUCCAUAUAGUCCCACUCUCCCGCUCGAAUGCAUUGCCCAAGGUUUUGAGGCGGGCUGAGCUCAGUGUAGUCAUAGGUUGAGCUGCAUGCCCCGGAAUUUCAGAAAAGUGCGGACAGAGCAGAAGAUUGUUCCCCGACUCAGGCAGCAUGCUGUCCGGUAGACCCACGGGUGGCAUGGCGCUUGGAAGCGAUUUGCACAAACAAUACCGAAUGGCGCUGGAUCAUUGCGCACGGUCAUAUUCUAGGAUUGCAUGAAGGAUAAAGAAAAGAGUUGAACAUGGUAAAGGGGCAUACAAUGAAUAUGGAUAAAGCCUCGUCUAAGGUCUCUGGAUCCAAAUGUCACACCACCUGGACGCUGCCCCGGGCGGGGACCAGCAGUGUGUGACGUUGACGGGCGUGUGGCGAGGAGAGGAGAGAAGGAGGCCCCGGACACGGUAGCUCUCAGCUGGGACUUGGCAUUAAAUUGGCCCAGGCUUGGCCCUGUGCUUUGAGGAGGAGCUGAGAUUGUGGAGCCCUGCCAUGGUCUAAUAUAUCAGCAUGGAUGGAGUCAGAGUCAGCUUCAGUCAGAGAACCUGCUCUUCCUAAUGCGACACUCUUUCCUCUUAAAGCUGAGGACUAACCAAUUACAGGGGGAUUAAGCCUAACCCUAUGGCUUCCUGUUCUACCACCCCGCGAAGAAGUGAACUGAGCAUUAUCAAACUAUUUUAGAGGACUUUCAUUUUUGUCUACUAUUUUGGGGGAUUUACUUCAUCGCCUUCAAACCUUUUCCCUUUUUAAUACAUUUUAUUGUGUGUUGCUUUUUGAGGCCGUUCCCCUCCUUCUGUUUUUCCACUAUGGAGUUUCAGGUCAGGCUGUGGAAUAAAAAUUGGGGUUCAUUUCUGCGUUUCUGGUUGACAGUCCUCCUGAGCCUCAACUUGCACUUCAGCCGCCCCGCAGCCUCGUGCCCGGAGGAGUGCCGCUGCGACAAAACAUUUGUUUACUGCAACGAGCGGAGCCUGACAUCGGUACCUCUGGGGGUGACAGAGGGCUACAAGAUCCUCUACCUCCACAACAACCAGAUCAACAACGCUGGGUUCCCAUGGGAACUACACAAUGUGGCCUCCGUGGAGACAGUGUUUCUCUACGGCAACCAGCUGGAUGAGUUUCCUCUCAACCUGCCCAAGAACAUCCGGGUUCUCCACCUGCAGGAGAACAACAUCCAGACCAUCUCCAGGGCUGCCUUGGCCCAGCUUCCCCGCCUAGAGGAGCUCCACCUGGAUGAUAACUCCAUCUCUACCGUGGGGGUGGAGGAGGGGGCGUUCCGGGAGGCCGUCAGCCUCAAGCUGCUCUUCCUCACCAAGAACCACCUGAGCAGUGUCCCCAUUGGUCUUCCGGAGGACCUCAAGGAGCUGCGAUUGGACGAGAACCGCAUCGCCAUCAUCGCUGAGGAAGCGUUUCAGAACGUGACGCGACUCCAACGCCUAUUGCUGGAUGGGAACUUGUUGACGGACGAGGGCGUGGCCCCGGGGACGUUCCAGGAGCUGUCCACCCUCCGGGAGCUGGCGCUGGCUCGUAACUCUCUGACGUUCCCCCCACCCCUCCUCCCGACCCAGUCCCUGGUCAAGCUCAGCCUGCAGGAUAAUCAGAUGGACCAUAUUCCAGUGAUGGCCUUCUCCGACCUUCAGAGGCUCGAGAGACUGGAUAUAUCCAACAACCAGUUGCAGACACUGACACAGGGGGUCUUUGACGGCCUCAUCAGCCUCAGACAGCUCACCGUUCGGAACAACCCGUGGCGCUGUGACUGCACUGUCAAAUGGGUGGUGGUGUGGCUCAAGUCACUGCCAGGCUCCAUCAACGUGCGCGGGUUCAUGUGCCAGAGCCCCGAGAGGGUGCGCGGCAUGGCAAUCAGAGAACUCACCCUGGAUGCUAUCCAGUGCUCAGGCGGGACAGACCUCCAGCCUGACCUCUGGCCCACCCUGCGCUCUACGCCCCCACACCCCCAACUCCCCACCACCGCCUCCACCACCUUCCUUACCACCGCCAUGACCACUUCCAUCCCCAUCUCCACAUCCUCCUCUUACCUCACAUCGCCCUCCCUUCCCCCUGCCCUGCCUCCCCACCCCGCUGGACCCCUGCCCCCUUACGAGGAUCCCCUACAGAUAUCCUUCCACGUGGUCAACGCCUCCUGCAUCGAUGUGAGCUGGGCUUCCUACUUCACCGUUACGGCCUACAAGGUGACCUGGGUCAAGAUGGGCAAGAGCCUAAUGAGCGACGUCAGCCGCGAGAGGACGCUGAGUGGGGACAGGCGGAAGCUAAGCUUGACCAACCUGGAGCCCAAGUCAGUGUACCGGAUCUGUGUGUAUGUACUGGACACCCUCAACUCCUACCGCCCAGGUGAGGAUACAAUAUGCUCAGAGGCCAGGACCAAGUCGGCCUCAUCCAACUCCAAUAACAACAAGGCCACAGGGUCAGAGCAAGCCCAACAGGACGCCCACUCCACCCUCCUUUUGGCCGGGGUGAUCGGUGGGGCCGUCCUGGUCGUCCUGGUAAUACUGCUGAGCCUGUUUUGUUGGCACAUGCACAAGAAGAGCCGCUCGGAGUCGUCCAAGUGGAAAUACAACCGGGGCAGGAGAAAAGACGACUACUGCGAGGCAGGUACCAAAAAGGAUAACUCUAUACUGGAAAUGACUGAGACCAGCUUUCAGAUAGUCUCGCUGAACAAUGAGCAACUUUUGAAAGGGGAUUUCAGGAUUCAGCCCAUCUACACACCCAACGGAGGCAUCGGCUUCAGAGACUGCCACCUCAGUGACAAUAGCAUAGCCUACUGCAAGAGCAGCAAUGUUCCCAGCACCGAGUUCUGCCACACGUGAUGCUUCUCACAGGAUAUUCCCACACUGGUUGUCUGACAGAAAGAAACAACAAAGUAGUUAAAUAUACUGUACCAUAUAUAUUUCCAAGUUCUGUCUACGAUGUAAUUUAUACUGUGGACAAUAAUGUGGAAUUCUAUCUGCAAUCUUUUUUAUUCUUAGUAAAAAAAGGAAUACAUAUGUUUUUUUUAAUCAGCGGGAUUUAAAUACAGUAAGUGGUUUUUGCUCAAGUAUUGUCUGUACAUAGAAAUUUGUACAAUAUGGCACGCUGGGUUGGUUCUGACGAACGGUGUCCUGUCUGUCAGGUUUUUGGGUUGUUGGGCGCUAUGAGGGCUGGGAUUCUUUGCUAACCACAGAAGCAAAAAUAUGGCCUUUGUGCAGAGCCACCCCCUCACAGAAACACUAGUUAAGAUAACACAGUGGUCUGGGAAAACUAACACUGCUGAUUAGACUGCAGUGGAAAAUAAGCACUGGUGGUAUUUUUUUUAAAGAAUCAAAGUGCACUUCCUAAUGCAACAGAGAGUGUAAGCAGCCAUUCAAAUGAGCUUUUUGUGGAAAUCCCAUCAGAGGAAUGGGCACACUUUUCAACACCCCCUUUUGCCCUCACAAGACUAAGUGAACACGUUUGAAUGUGGAAGGGAUGGGAGGAAGACUACCUUAACAGGACUAAGUGAACACUUUUCAAUGUGGUAGGGAUGAGAGGGAUAAACCGCCACUGUUGGAUAUAGAUUUGCCUCCAAUGAUACAGGAGUUUUUUCUCUCCAGUUGUGGCCACUAGGGGGCAUGUUUUCUCAGUCAGUGUAGAGUAGAGCGAGGUAUAGGUAGUCUAAGAGAUCCCUUACCUCCAGCAUCCCAUGAGUCCAUUACCUCAGAUGCAUUACAUUACUCAUUCUCAAAUGGCAUUGUUUAGAGUAUUAAUGGUCGCGGAGCUACUUAUGGAAUCAUUUAAAUUGAACAGUGCUCAGCUCUGUUGUUCAGCGGCUAAAUGAUACAGAUAUUAUCAUGGCGGAGGUCCAUGAGGUUGCGUUGCGUGUCUUGUCUUUGCCGGGUGGUGUCUGCCGUGAUGAUGAAUGUGGAGGAGAUACACUCACAGUUAUACAUUCCUCUGCCUUUCUUAAGUCCUUUAUUGUUAAGUACUCAAAUGAAAAUUGAGUGAAUCAGAAUAAACAAUCAAGGCGUUUAUCUGUUUAUCUGCUUUACAAUGUGUUGAUAGAAGGACUUUCCUACUGUAGCAUGUGAUGUGUUUUAUUGUCUACAUGGGAUUGACUAUUCUAUUGAUUAAUUGAUUGUUUGGUUCGAGCUACACAUUCAUCAUCAAUUCCAAACAAUGUUGGCUCCCAGUUAGGAAUGCCUGGUGCCACUGAGGAGUCUUUGUUAUGCACGUCUUACUCAGACUUUAUUUGCUUUGACAAGAUUUUAUUUUGCAGACCGAGUUCAAAGAAUCCACCCCCCCCCCUCUGCCCCGCUCAUAAUCCUCAUCCGAAAAAGGGAGAAAAUAUGCAGACGUUAUUUUUCACUUGGCCGUUCGAAUCACAAGCUGGGAGAGGGAGAAGAGUGCGCGAGAGAGAGAGAGAGAGAGAGAGAGAGAGAGAGAGAGAGAGAGGGGAAGGUCAAAUGACAAGAGUUAACCAUUCACAGGGCACCAAGUCACUGGGUUAAAUACAGUGUAAAACCACGACAUUGCAUUGGUUUGGCUAGAAUUUGAAAGUAUCAAUAGGAAACACCAUUUUAAGGGUGGAACUCUCGUUUUGUGCUCGGCUGUUAAUGGACGUUGUCUCUCUUUGAAGAAUUGCCAUGCCAGUGCACAUCUGCCGUUAGUAAGAACUCCUUUAGUAGAUCCAGAAAUAGUAGGUAGGGAACUUAUGACGCAAUAGACACUAUAAUGCCAUUAUUCACGUUGAUGCUUAAGCUUUCAUGUGUGCUUUCAUAGGGUUUUGAGUCAAAUUUAUAUUCAUACAUCAGAAAUACAUUUGUGUCAUUUAGAAAUAACAGUUGCUCUUCUGUGGUUAUCAAAGUGUCUCCACUUUGUCUACGAACGUACACAUAUCUGUUUAUCAGCCUGUGUUAAAGCCCCACCAGCGGAAGCUGACCUGAAGUCAGUUUGAUACACAUUAGAAGUUACGUCCAAUAAACCCCACUGGCGUAAACUAACCUAAGGUCAGUUUGACACUGCUACAUGGCAAGUUAUGUAAAACAUCCCACCAACAUUUACUGACCUAAGGUCACACUGCUACAUGGCCGUAGUGCUUUAACAGGUUAUGUAUCCACUGAACACUUCAUCCUACCUGCCUGUGGCAAAGUCGGCCAGUCUGACAAUAAUCCCAUACAGCAAAGUAUCUUUAUUUUCAUUAGUGAUUAGGAUUUAAAUGUAAUGUUAGUCUUUCAGGCCAACCUGUUGCAACACUUUUCCCCAAAUUAAAGAAUGUUCCAAGAAGUGAUAGAGGUCCAUUUAUUGCCUUACUUUUAUGCAGUACUGUACCGGCUAACUGCACUUAGUUUGUUCAAGGACUUUUUCAGAGAAGAAGCAAUUUAUAAACUGUGAAAGAGACAAUGACAGUAAUUGAAUAGUUACUGUAUGGAAAGCACAUAUUUUCAUAUUGGUGAAAAAACUACGAGUGACAGACAGCAAUAGACCCAACACAUAAUUAAUGAAAGCCUGUUCAUUCGUAACGACGCCCUCGAGUGGUGCUGGGUAAUGAUACAAAGUGACUGAGAAGCCUUGUUGUUUGUUUGUGGCAGUACAUUACUCUAAAUUCCCUCCCUCAUUUGAAGAAAGUACACAAACGCAAUGGCGUGACCAAUGGAAUUAGACCGAACACAUUAGAGAAAGAGGGAGAAAGAGUGAAAAAAAAGAGAGACUGCAACCUCUGUUUGUUACUGUUUCAGGCUUUGAUAGUAACUUCCUUUAAGCUCAUUCAUUCUCAUUGGAAUAAUUAUGUUAAAUCACUGAGAGGUCAAAUCAAAAUAAGCACCCAAGUGAAUAAAAUUGAAUACAUUUUAAGUCGUAUUUACACCUUGUAGACCAACAUUAAAAGUCUUCAGAAAACUAGAAGUCUUCAGCAAACAAUUCAUGGGUGUUUGAAGUAAUUAGAUUUUCUCUUACAGCUGCUGGGUCGAAUUAAUGGAAAUACUAUGAACAACGACAGGUUAUUUGUUCAUGUAUCAUUUGACAGAAGAAAGUAUGCUGAAAAUUAACAAUGCGUGUCAUUUGGCUUGGGGUUCUUGGCUAUUAUGGCUUUUCAUUUCGACAUUGAGUUGUUUUGACUUUAACAACAUAAACUAAUAUGCUUACUUAGGAACCAAAGUUACAUUUCUUUUCUCAUGAUAAAAUAUUGUUGUUGUCCCAUGUAUGUGCCUUGAGGUUAACUUACGAUGUAAAGUCCUUGAAACCUUUAAAUGUUUUUGCACAAAAUGUAAAUAUAGAAGUUAAGCUUUUUGCAAAUAAAAGAGCCAUUAUGUGA
Messenger RNA from Oncorhynchus tshawytscha (Chinook salmon), 6463 nucleotides. Its product is annotated as leucine-rich repeat transmembrane protein FLRT2-like. The transcript has 2 exons. Lineage: Eukaryota; Metazoa; Chordata; Actinopteri; Salmoniformes; Salmonidae. The record is from RefSeq and is a predicted model, not a curated record. Gene Ontology annotation, molecular function: protein binding. The coding region runs from base 990 to 3005 and encodes 671 amino acids.